Messenger RNA from Eufriesea mexicana, 945 nucleotides. RefSeq lists its product as uncharacterized. Lineage: Eukaryota; Metazoa; Arthropoda; Insecta; Hymenoptera; Apidae. The record is from RefSeq and is a predicted model, not a curated record. The transcript has 6 exons. The annotation marks the transcript as partial. Gene Ontology annotation, molecular function: acyltransferase activity, transferring groups other than amino-acyl groups.
AUGCCAAACACCAAUCAGCUAGGGCUACAAGAAAAAGCUGACUCUCAAAUUUUUAAUUAUAUCGUAUCGAAAAUUUCUAAUAUGGACAUUUUACAACCUUUACCAUUUGAAAAUUGGUCUCACCUCCAAAAUAAAACAAAGUAUAACUGGCCAAUUUUUGCAUAUUAUUAUUACUGGAUUGAAAAUGCUAUUAAAUGGAAAAAAAAAGAUCCUAAUAUAUCUAUUCAAAUUUAUUGCCCACAUGGAAAUUAUGAACAAGGAACUUUUAUUGGAAUUAGCAAUUUUGCAAUAUAUAAUGUGAUAAUAUUUACACUGGAUCCCAACAAGGAAAUCAUAAACAAAGUAUUAACAGAAACUAAUGUAAUAGAUUACAAUCAACAAGUAAAUUUUCCUGCAGUCCAUGAAUCUUUUGCAUCUAAUGUACUUUCUGCAACAAAAAAUCUCAAGCAUUUAAAAAAUGUAGAAACAAAACUAAUAUUGUCAUUUAAUUUUUAUUUUAAGUCUGCUGAAGAUUGUGUAAAAAUAGAAAAUCGGAUACCAGAUGAGUGUUAUAUGAAAACUUUAAAUAAAUCAGAUGUUCCAUUAAUACAUUCAGUAUGGCCACAUAGAGAUCUAGAAUACCCUGAAUUAUCCUUAAAAUAUUUAAGUACACUUGUAGAAUUUAAUGGUGGAUUAGGAUUAUAUUUAAAAAAAGAUGAUUCUUUAGUUUCUUGGGCCAUGCAAAAUGAUUGGCAUGGAUUAGGAAUGGUACAAACACUGGAAAAAUAUAGAAGAAAAAGUUAUGCAAAAGUUGUUAUAAAUGCACUUGCAAAGAAAUUUGGAGAGCAAGGAAUUUCAACAGUAUUAUUUAUUGUUAAAGGCAAUACAGCAUCUGAAAUACUGUUUAAAAAUCUUGAUUGGAGGAUAAUUGCACCAAUUACCUGGUUAAUAUUUAAAAAACAACAA